ACCCGACAAAGCAAGCGCGGCGCAGCGAAAGCUGGUACCGCGACCGCGAGCUCGAUCCGGAACGAAGCUAGGGUUUAGGCUUCCGUUGCGAAUCGAGAAGGGGGAAGGGAGUAGGAGCGGCGGCGGCGAUGGCGGCGGAGGAGGACAUGGCGGUGAAGGAGCCGCUGGAUCUGAUACGGCUCAGCCUCGACGAGCGCAUCUACGUCAAGCUCCGCUCCGAGCGCGAGCUCCGCGGCAAGCUCCAUGCAUAUGAUCAGCAUCUCAAUAUGAUACUUGGAGAUGUUGAAGAGACAGUAACUACUGUAGAAAUUGAUGAUGAGACUUAUGAGGAGAUCGUUCGUACGAGCAAACGCACUAUCCCCUUCCUUUUUGUCCGAGGAGAUGGUGUGAUACUGGUUUCUCCGCCCUUGCGGACGGUUUGAAAGUUGGGGUGAUGCAUUCCGCAGUCCUACAGCAGUGGUCGGGGAAGUUUUACCGGGAGAAGCAAGCGGCAGGUAUCUGAGAUGUUGGACAGGUUAUGAGAGAGGUGCAUUGUACUUCAACUAUGGCUGUGUAUUUGAAUCUACCUCCCAGUUUGGUCAGCAGGGAUCGGCUCGGUAAAGUACGGUGAACGAUAUCACUUGAUCAAUCGUUCCAGUAAGUCGUGGAUUGGCUGGUGGUGUUCUGAUCCUCUUCAUAAGCUCUCGCUUUUUGCUGCGUGACUGUGUGAACUGAGUUGGCAUUGAUUCAUGUGAUCGCGUUCCCUGCCAGCUACUGGUCUACCGUUUA
Panicum hallii is the source of this 768-nucleotide messenger RNA. Its product is annotated as sm-like protein LSM3B. Gene Ontology annotation, molecular function: RNA binding. Gene Ontology annotation, cellular component: Lsm1-7-Pat1 complex; precatalytic spliceosome; U6 snRNP. Gene Ontology annotation, biological process: P-body assembly; mRNA splicing, via spliceosome. NCBI's taxonomy places the organism in Eukaryota, Viridiplantae, Streptophyta, Magnoliopsida, Poales, Poaceae. The coding region runs from base 129 to 422 and encodes 97 amino acids. The record is from RefSeq and is a predicted model, not a curated record. The transcript has 3 exons.